Anopheles funestus (African malaria mosquito) is the source of this 11295-nucleotide messenger RNA. RefSeq names its product terminal nucleotidyltransferase 5C. The record is from RefSeq and is a predicted model, not a curated record. Gene Ontology annotation, molecular function: RNA binding; poly(A) RNA polymerase activity. The coding region runs from base 2025 to 3980 and encodes 651 amino acids. The transcript has 3 exons. Gene Ontology annotation, biological process: mRNA stabilization. NCBI's taxonomy places the organism in Eukaryota, Metazoa, Arthropoda, Insecta, Diptera, Culicidae.
GUACAAUGUUUUAAAUAUGUAUUACACACAACUUUUUUUAAUACAAUUUGCUGAUAGAAAAAGGAUCAAUCCAAAAUGAGACUGAUACGACUGCGAAUCACAUCAAUACACAAAAAACACUUCCAUUUAAUUGCGUUUUACCAAACAUCGUUCCGCGAUUGUUGAUUAGCGAAAGGUGGCUUACUGUUGAAAAUCGCGAACUAGGGAAAUAUGAAACAACCAAUCGAUCUUUUACCCCCUGGUGAAGUAGCACGCAUAAAACAAACGUGGUAAAAGAAGAAAGCGAGAGAAUGGAAGAGAAUGCUGUGAGAUAGUAUGGAAAAAACUGAAACGGAACGUUUUAGUGUACGUGCGUUCGAAAAAUACGGAUACCCACCUCGGGUCAUACGUGACCCCAGUAUAAGGAAGAGGUCAAGUAAGCUGCAGAUUGCUCUUGCAAGGUGGCUUCGCAAUCCGCCAGGCGUUUAUUGUGGAGCGGCGAGUGAGCAAAAAUGUACACAACCACAUGCUCGAAAUUUUUAAAUAACACAACUGCAAAAUUGAUCAUCCGUUUUAGUAGUGACGUUCAUUGAACCCUUGUGUGCCAGUGUCUAGAAAAAUGUUGUCACCUGUUUUAGUAGCCGGGAACGCAACAAAAAAAUCACAUAUACGCACUCACCCGUGUACCGUCGUUAUUGAUCGGCCAUCGUGGAUAAGUUUAGUCGUGUAUCGCAACAGCAUGAUUUUGGUAGAAUUAGUUUUACGCUUCAAUGUCGCCGCAUCAGAGGCGUCAAAACGUGAAAUGCCAUUACUAAAUUGAUUCUUCCGUACUACAUAUUUUGUGCCUAACUUUUAAUGGCUUUCUCGUACGCUCUCUUUUUAUUGUUCUCUCAAUUUAAGCACACACACACGCAGGUCGUUCGCGUCCUUUGCUGCCAGUGCAUCAAAUCAUGCACGCAAUAUAAUAUCAAUCAAAGUAAGCUAGUAAAGUAAAGUUUUCGUGGGAAUGUUGUGUAUACGUGUUGAUAGUUUAGUUGAUUGAUAUUUUCGGACAUUGCUGCGCAUAUUUCUCUAAGUUCUCUUGACCGCUUCUAAAGAUUCUCCAUUAGGAAGGGAAAUUAAAAAUAGGAAAUAAUGAAAUAAUUUUCAGAUUCCAGUGGAUAAGCCGACCGGCAAGCAGUGGUGUGACAACCGUUCGUUUGCCUUCUGACGAUCAGCUGCAAAGGUGCAAUACAUCCAGCAGUGGUGUGGUAGUAGAUAGUAACAGUAGCAACAGAAGUGUCACGUGUGUGUAGUGAGAACGAGCAAGGACACAUCAUCCCUAGACCCAAGUGCCCGUUCCUUAAAAAGCCGGGACUCAACACACAUCGAUCAUUCGAAUAGUACGAGUGUCUCACUCGUUACGGCACAAACGCCGAUCGAUCGUCGUAUGAUCCGGGUGAUCAACUGUUAAGCAAAACCGACCGGGUAACAAAGUGAACGUGCGCGUAAACGAAACCCAACGGCCAUAAGCAUAGUCCCCUGCCGUGCUGUCGCGUUGUACCCGCCACGGUGGGUCGUCGCCUUCCCAAUUUGGCGUUUAUUUUAUUUCUUUAAUUUUGGUUAUUGUUGCGUGCCGCUACGGAUAUCCGCAAGUGCAAGUGCAACGGCACGUGUUACCCUGUGCAGCAGCAUAAGCAGCAGGUCUGGAGUAACGAAAGCGAAGGAAGAAAGAAAACAGAGCGAAGAAGAAGAAGCAACCGGUUUAGAAUUCGCGAGUGAAAACUGCAGCAAAUAGUAGCAGCCACCUACACACGCUAAUCGGCCAAUAGUUGCGGAAGCUGCACUGUGUGCGUGCGCGCUUUUUUAUUUGCGUGUGUACCGAACCGUUGUGUGCACGGCGUAUAAUAGCAGAUUGCUUGGUGCGUGUUCCCUGUGUCGCGUGUGUGCGCGCGUGUGUGUCUGUGUACGUGUACGUGUGCCAUACACAGUAGUAGACGGCUAACAGCCCCCGUCGCACUCUAUUCAUUUUUCCCGUGUGGUGGAUCAGCGGAAAAUUGGUUUUCAUGAUAUCUGCUUGGAUAAAUCCCUAUAAUGAGAAGUGCGGAACUUUAAAAGUUCCCGACUCUUACUCCCAACGGAUCAUGGACAGUUAUCAUGUACAGACGCAUCAGCAGAACAGUUACGGCAACAACUGCUCGAAUGCCACUAGCCGGCAUGGUGCCGGUGCCGGAGCAACGACAACCACGACGCUCUAUACCAAUCCACACGCAUACCCGGUGGCCACGUUCAACUAUGCCACGAUGAGCUACGCCCAUUCGGAGGGUGGUUCCGUAUCGCCACCGCCAUCGCCCCGUUCUAACAGCUCCAUCUCAUCGGCGUACUCGUCCUCAUCGUCUACGGCCGCAUCCCUGUCGGCUUCGUCCGGUUCGUCGUCAUCGUCGUCCGCUUCCUCAACCUCAUCGUCCUCGUCCUGUAUCUCAUCGGCCGGUUCGGAGACGGGUGCAUCCUACGAGCAUCUGGACAUUACCGCCCAACGGUUGGCGGUGCUGUCCUUCGAGCAGGUGAUGAAGCUGAACGACGUCAUGAACGAACCGGUCUCGAUACACGGCCGCGGAAACUUCCCAACGCUCGAGGUAAAGCUGAAGGAUCUGGUGAACAUUGUGCGCGAAAAGCUCGAAACUGAGGUGGUCGCCGGUGGUGCUGGUAUGACGGUAAAGGACAUUCGUCUGAACGGCGGAGCAGCUAGUCAUGUGUUGGCGUCCGAGCCGCAGCCAUACAACGAUCUCGAUCUGAUCUUUGCCGUCGACUUCAGCACAAGCCGAAGUUACGAUCGCGUCAAGUCAGCCGUACUGUCCUCGCUGCUCGACCUAAUGCCGGAGGGUGUGGUGAAGCGCAAGAUAACGCAGUGCUCGCUGAAGGAAGCGUACGUCGGCAAGAUGGUGAAGGUGAACAGUGAUGGCGAUCGCUGGAGUCUCAUCUCGCUCGGCAACUCGCCCGGUCACAAGAAUGUGGAGCUGAAGUUUGUCGACACGAUGCGUCGGCAGUUUGAGUUUAGCGUCGACUCGUUCCAGAUCGUGCUCGAUUCGCUGCUACUGUUUUACGACUGUGCCGAGAUGCCGAUGAUUACCGAGAACUUCUAUCCGACCGUGGUGGGUGAGUCGGUGUACGGUGACUUCCAGGAGGCGCUCUACCAUCUGCAGAAGAAGCUGAUCUCGACGCGCCAACCGGAGGAGAUCCGUGGUGGCGGUCUGCUCAAAUACUGUAACCUGCUGGUGCGAAACUACAUGCCGGUUGAUCCGCAGCGCAUCAAGACGCUCGAGCGGUACAUGUGCUCGCGGUUCUUCAUCGACUUCCCGGACAUUGGGCAGCAGCGCAGCAAGCUGGAGUCGUACUUGAAGAACCAUUUCUUCGACGAGGGCGAGGAACACCUGCAGCACCAGUACCUGAUGCAUUUAUUCGAGGUAGUAGAACAGUCAACCGUGUGUUUGAUGGGGCACGAGCGUCGCCAAACGCUCAUGCUAAUUGAAUCCCUUGCCCUGGAAAUCUUCUACCGUGAUCAGCAGCAGCAACAGCAACAUUCGGCCGGUUUGAUAAGCACGGCCACCGCACCGGGCAAUGUACAGUCAGCGGUCGCUCACACUCAGCAGCAACAGCAUACAACGCUUCAGCUCCAGACGCAAAUGUCUCAUCUGUCGCUGUCACCACAGCAGCUCUCCCCGCAAUCGCCCACACUGAUGGCCCAUUCGCCCAACCACCAUCAUCACCAUCAACACCAGGCACAGUCCCAACAGCAGCAGCAGCAACAAACACAGCAAGCAUCUCCAUCGUGUCCGACCUCGGCACAGCAAGUACAAUCCCAGCAGCAGUCGCAGCAACAGACGCAACAGUCGGCCGCGAUCACCCAGACGCAGACAAUUGCGCUGGCACCGCAACCGGGACUGCUGUACGCGAACGGAAUCUACUACGCACCGCUCAUUCCCUACACCCAGUGUACGUGUAACAGCUGGAUAACGACGUGAUUGGUCAGCCCGCUGCCGUCGGUGGCAGGCCCGAGUAGCAUUAUCAGCAUUGCAGGCACCGACCAUUCGCCGGAGUUAGCCGCCGAAACAUCACCAUCCCUACCAUCCUCCCAGCCAGCACCUUCGCCGUCUCCAUCGCUACUAGCAGUCAACCCGUCAACAGCAGUCGAACCCAUCACACAGGAGUGUCCGUUCGCGUGUACAGUCGCGGGUCGUCUUUCAGCACCACUACUCCCACAGCCGUGCAUGGUGAACGAUGCGAUAUCCUCCGGAAGACAGCAACCCAUCCCAAUCCCAACCCUCUCGUUGUCUGCGGCCGAUUUGCAACCAACAGCAGCAGCAUCUCUGUCGUCAGCCUCACCUACACCGUCAUACGUGUAUGCUGUUGCUGGGGAUCACUGCUACUAUUACUACCCGUGUCAACCGGGACUGUUGCUGGAAGAUGGUGUCGAGCGAUGAUCAUUAUAAUAGCGUAAGUUGCUACGUCCUUGCGGUGGCUGUGGCUGUGAAGAGCGAAAAAAGAAUCCGAGAGAACAUGCGUAAGCCACACCAAUACAAAUCACUAGACAAGGAUGCAUUACAGGUCGCAAGGGAAGCGAAUUUUCCCAAUGUUUUUUUUUUUUGUUGGUCUCUCUGUUUUACAUUCUGAUGAAAUACCAUCCCUUAUCGAUGUUAAUGUAUGGUCACACGUGUAACGGUUGGGGUCGCAGGUUCACAGUAACGAUUCAAUGCGUGCUUGCAGUGCUGCAAUUGCGUCUUGAACGCCAUCGUUCGGUACCGCCCAGCCGACUCAUAUGAGGAAAACUAAAAACCCAACACACAAAAAGCGUAAAAAAGUCAGUGGCGAUGGCAAAAGUUUUAACAAUAUUUACCGAAGAUUAAAUGAAAGCUAAUGGAGAAAAUUAAGAUGCAAACACAACAAAAAAAAAACAAAAAGUCAUAAGAUCUAGUGGAAAAAGGAUGAAAGAGGGAAAGGAAGAACACUUAAAAAGAAGAUGAAAAAACACUUGUAGUACAAGAAAGAAUUAUAUUGCGUAGCGUGCAAAUUUCAAAUAUCUGUAUAAUUAAAGGGAAAACAAACAGUGAAAAUAUAAAUUUGAAGUAUUUUACGAAAAUGCAUCAAUCAGGCAAGCGAACAAUAAUUAAAAAAUGAACGAAAAACAAGAUCAUAAAAAUACACCAAAAACAAAACAAAAACACAACAACAGAUUCGCAAACGAUUCUCCCACCCAGGUUAUCGGUUUUCGCACGUGGACAAAACAUGUUUUGUUAAUUUAAUUUUUCCACCUUUAGAGUAGUGUAUUUUGCCACCCUGUUCUUAAGGUAAUGUGAUUUAUUGUUUUAUUUUUUCAUUUACAAAACCUCUCCAGAACUAUCAGCUGGAGGCAAUGUCGUGUCAAUAUACUGACGCUCUAGUGUUGUUGGCGUUUGCAAUGUAUGUGGGCGUGUGUGUAAUAGUUGGGGUUCUUUGUGGUUCUUCAAUUACAAACACCAAUCCUUGCUUAUAUAUUAAUUUUUUUUCGGGAUUUCCCCGAUUUGUUUCUGAGGGAGAAAAUAACCGUUCGGUGAGAAGGGGGUAGUUAUGGUCACUGUGAUUUUAACGCAAAGCGCGAAAGCAGAGAACAGUUUGGUGUGCAUUUGUUUGUGUACAGGGGCACACGCGAACACGGGAGACAAUCGAACCGGGCAAACCACUUAACGAUAACAAGCAAUUCAUCCCACAAAGGCACUUGCGCGGGAACGUGUUCAUUUCGAUGUAACUGAUGGUGUGUAUGUCCGUGCAUGCGUGAGUUUGUGUAGUGUCUAUUUCCGGUGUGCUAGUCUUUUCAUUAAAUAUGUAGUUUUCUUGUUGUUGUUUUUUUUUGUUCUCGUCUGCGCUUGCUUGCUUAACAACCGCUGGGUCGGGAUCAACACAUCACCAGGAAGCGUCAAGGCGCCAGAUGAUUAAAGAUCGAAUUAUCCUCGUGCUCUCUUGGUGCUGUUGUACCAUGGCCUGUCUAUCUCACCAAACAAACAUCCCCAGGUCCCAGAAUAUACAACAAUAAAAACCCCCCGCCAAACGGACGUUUCUGUUGUUUUGUGCCACGAAGGACACGACAUGGAAAAAGCACAGAUAUGCGUGUACUUAGCAAAACGUUUUAUCCGCCCGUUCCCGAUAGGAUAGAAGGAAAACAGGGCAACAUUUUAACUGAUCCCGCUGGAACGACACCACCCCCCGUCGGGUGUGCAUCCGGCAAAUGUUGUAAAUAAUUUGUAAAGAAAAAAACCAUGUAUUUGAAGACUGCUGUUUAAGUAAGAAAAACAAAAACAAACAAACAAAGCGAUGUUAAAUUGUCACUAAAACACGCAUCAAACACGCAAGGAUAUUGAGGGGUGGGUGUGCUCAAUUUAUUAACGGGCAUGGCAAGGCACCAAAACAGAAAAUCAAACACCGGAAUCAAUCAAUAUCAUUUUGUAACGCCCAUGUUAAUAGGCAAGACAAAUGAAGACAAAAGUUAGUAGGACAUGCACCGAAGACGCAACACAAGGAUCUCACACAAACCAUUUUGCACGCGUUAAGCGUCUCUUAAACUUCACUUUAAACAAACGUGCCGGAACGGAAAGCGGAAGAGAUGAGCACACCCGAUACCGACCGAUAGAGAGCGACGGAUCUAUACAAUACAUAUAUGAAUAUAUAUUUUGGAUUGAAUGUUUGAAGCACUGGCUUCGUUUAUUUACCGGAAGCCAUCCCAUGGGCCAUCAUGGGAAGCGCAUGAAAGGAGAUGGAUGGAUCGGGCUAGUUGGGGAGUUGAGAUAGAGCAGAUUCAAGAUCGAACGAUCGAUACAUUUAGCGAUGUGAAGCGACGUAUAUAUACAUAAAGAUAAACAAAGGCGGAAAAUUAUAUGGCAAACGCUGGAGUAAAGAGAUGCUAGCGAAGAAACAGAACAUCAGGAUGAGAAACAAAACAAAACAAAAAAAUCUAAUUACUGAGACAUGGCUGUGUUUAUUCCUCCUCACAAUUUGUUUUUAAGAUGCUAUAGAUACCAGCGAUGCGUAACGAAUGUUUAACGGGAACGUGAGUGAAAUUCGGGCUUAAAAUGUCUACAAAGUUCAAGGUGAGCUGAAGCGUUAACAGAAUAGAACAAGCAAAACAAAACAAAAAAGGUAGACAGAUGUGGAAAGCAGAACGAGUAAGGAAGAGUAUUUCGAACAGAUGAUAAGCAUAAUGUUGCAACAACAACAACCAUACUAAUAACACAACAAUGUUCGGUAGAAGUGAUCAUGGUUCACAAACGAAAAGCUGAAAAGCUACUACUGUAAACGCAAGAAACCCGAUAGACUGUUGAGAUGUUGGUAGGUGAUAACAUCGGCGAUAGGAGGAACACGACGCUCAUGGUUAAUGCAUAUGCUUUUAAACUAAAUAUUUGUCCAAAUGUUUAAUGACUGUGGCUCGUGACUUCCGGAAGUGUGGCGUCGAGAGAGGCUCUCCCGGGAGCGGACAAAACCCAUCAGCAGGUUGGGACGAGAUUUCAGAACCGUUGCAUAUAAAAAAAUGAAACAAAAAGAGAAGAUGCUACAUAUUUUACUUAACAAAUGCUGAAAUAAUGGCAAAGCUGGCCUGAUCCACGGCCGUACAACGAGAAGGGAAGGAUUUUGCUCUCUGCAUCAGGUGCAGGUGUGGCAAACUGUAUACUAGUGAACUGAAGUUCGACUAUUCGUUCGAUGAACGUGAAUGAUAUGCGUAAAAAUGGUCACCGCUGCAUGUUAGCCAGGAGAAGUUCCAGCAGCAAACACAGCAACAACAAACUUUCCAACAGCCAUGCCGAUAUGAAGCAAACAGAAAGGGAGGAAAAGAGAAACCACUACGUUAAUAAAACAGUAAUAAUAAUAGCAAAAAAGCGAAGAAAAAACAGAUACGAAAAAACCCACAAGAAAAUACAACAAUCAAAAGUAAUAACAAAACAAGUAAAAUCACAGUAAACACAGAACAACACAAUACGCAAGUGUGGAAACUAUUUCAACAGCAUAUAUAAAAGAUAAAGUCACUACAAGGGUAAAAGAAAACAAAAACAAACGACAUAAUUAACAUAAAAUAGUGUUUAAACAAAAACAAAAACAAGAAAAACAAACAAAAAAAUCCAUACAAUGAACUACUACCUAUACAUUAUACGAUUUAUCCAAAACAAAGCUCUUUCGCGCAACGAAUGCGUAAGAAUAAAUCGAUGUCUUGCCAAAUUUAGGGAACCGCAACAACUUUCUCCGUAUCCCUGUUCGGGGCGAGAAAGAAACACCUGAGACGUGAGAUGAGAUAGAUAGAGCGAGCUACCACUACUACUACUACUUCUACUACUACUAGUACUCACCUGCAACUCACAUCCGAGCGAUCAUAGCGACUGCUAAUAAUAGGAGGGAAAUGGAAUACCGUAUUCUUGUCACACUACGUCCAAUGGUUGUAUUUUUUGUUUGGCUUGUUCGCUGCAGAAUGCACAGAGGUUCAAGUAAAAUCAUAAUACAAUCACAAGGUUAUUGCCCUAAGAACCUUUUUACCAUGCUGUUUUGUUAGCUUAUGAUACAAUGUUGAUUAAUUGUUAGGAUUAAAUGUUAAUCUACACACCAACUCAGAUGCUCUCCAAUCGUUGUCCUUGAUUAGGAUUUUAGUAUCCAUUUUCCAUCCGUAUAGGCAAAGGGAAAGCAUAAAGGGAAGAAAAGAAGGAUUGGCUCCAUAUCGAUGAACUAUCUCGUGUUUUUUUUUGUUAAAUCACGACUAAUAAUGUGAAUACUGUAUCAAAACGGUUCUCUAAUGAUAUGUCCCCAUCCUGAGUUAAGAGGAUCGAUGAUUGGAUUUCCUAUGCUUUUCUUUCUUCUUGUUAAAACCGCAUGGGAAACCCAAAGCACGGUGUAACACCGCAACCAACCUGAACAAAACGGCUACGAACUUCAAUCUAAAUUACUGACUCAACACAAUCCAUGUUUUUCCUAUCGGUUGAUUGGCGUUGAACGAAUUAUACCCCGGUUCGUCCUACCAGCGUGUGCGAUAGGGCAACGCCACUAAGAACGGGUUCUUUUUCUUUUAAUAAAACACCCGAUUCUUCAUCCAAUACGGUGACGUGGUUAAUGGAACGACGACUGAUUUUAUCCUCCGGAUGUGAUUCACUUCCUUGUUUUACCUUGUUUUACUUCCGACAGAAUACGGUUUAGCUCGAGAAGGAGAACGACACAUGCUGGAUUCGUGGCAAGGGAACUGUCCGAGAUUGGGAAACGGUAAACCCAGCACCACCACAAGAUGAGACAGCGAGAUGAGACAAACACACAUUUUUGCAUUCCUUUGGUUUUUUAGUUUGUAACUUCCAUUACUACUAAUACUACUACAAGUCCACGAAACGGCACUAAUCAGCGGUGGGUUUUAGGUUUUUUUGUAUAAUGCAGACACACCUUCAAACUGCAACAGAAGUGACAUCAGAAGUGGAAAAUUGGUGCAGUGCGAGUUGAACACAACAAAUGGAACCAAUACACACACAAACAGAGAGAGAGAGAGAGAGAGAGAGAGAGAGAGAGAAACAUAAACAUUGCAUCGACAAAAUUUAAAUCAGUGGCAAAGGAAAUAGAAGGAAAUAUCGAGAUGGUAAAUAGAAAAUAUCUAUAAACGGAAGAUCAAACAAACUUGUAAAAGAAAGUCUCCAUACCAUCUGUCGGUUAGGAGCUUUUAUGAAGAAACUGAAACAAAACAACAAAAAAACACAUAAUAAUACCUUCUACUACAUUAAAUGAAUGUCGAUAAUCUAUACGAAAGUGAAAUACGUAUGACAAACAAACAUACAAAGCAACAAAAAAAAACAAAUAAUAAACAAAAAGCAGAGGCAAGGACAUUGAUCGUGUUAGAUUUUGUGUCAACGCGUUCGUUAUAUGAUGUGAAGAUAAAAACCUUACACACAAACAAAAAAAAACAAACAAACAAAAACAAAACAAACUAUAUUGCAAACAAAAUGCAAGCAAAAAAAGUACAUUCAAAACUGUGUGAAAAUGUGAAAAAAUACAUGAACUUGUGAAGUUAUUACAAACUAGAAAUAUAAUAUAUACAUAUAUAGCUAAGCAGUAGAUACCAUAAGAGUAAAGCAUCCGUAUUGCGAUUUAAGGGCACGCGUUUUCCUUUUUUUUUCUUACCCCUUGGCGCAAUGACGCGAUGGGGGGUGGCAGAAGAGUUUUGUCCGGUUUGGUGGAGGUACAAACGUUCCUCCAUGUUAUGCAGUUGGUUCGAGGACGAUUGUUAACAACAGUGUAUAUGUUUAAUGAGAGCGAAAGGAAGAGAGAGAAAGAGAGAAGAAGAGAAAGAGAGAAGAAGAGAAAGAGAGAUAAAACACAACAAAAAACCAUGGCAGCGAUGUAAAACGAAACGAAAAAGGAGUCAAUCUUACACCCUUUGAUGCAUUAAAGCGCUAAGUGAUCAAUGGUCAAACACUCAACAGAAGCCAACAAACAAUCGUGUAAGUGCACACAUGUGCAUCACACAGAGAGACACAGACACAUGUACACACAAACAUAGCAAUCGCGACAAAAGAGCGGAAAUGAAGGGUGGAAAGCUUUAGGGGUGGACACACAAGAGAUGGGAUGAUAUUCGCUCGUGAAGCUUGUAAAUUGUGAACGCGCGUGCUGUAAACGUAAUUAUUGAUGCAAUAUUGUAUCGUAUGUGUGCGUGUUUCAUUUCUCUACUGAUAGAGAUUGAGAUUUAGAGAGAGAGAGAGAAACAGAGAGAGAGAAAGAAAGAAAAUGUUCUUCGAAUGAGCAAGCGGAAGCGGAUGUGCAUCAUGCAAUGAAAAGCUUGCGCAAACAAGAAAGGUUUGUCGCUUUAAGUCUUUUGAUUUUAUCACCUAUGAAUUGCUUUUCUUUCUGAACAAUUAAACGCAAAAGACAUCUCACUUAGAUACCCCCACCUACCAUCCUACCCCCAUUGUUCCCUCUCUUCAGAAAAUCACCCCCUCUUAUCCCACGCAACCGCGCACCGAUGCACUUCCGCCGAUGCCACCGUGUCGGAUGGAGAGAAACACAACGUAACAGAACAGACGGCGAAGUUGGGAAUAGAAUCUUGACGAGCCAGACAAAAUGUAAAACAAUACAAGCAUUAUGGGAUUGGAUGGAAAGGGUGAACGAGUGAAUGGCGUAAGUGCGGCAGAUAGUACUGCGUAUCGUGCGAAGGGCGUAGAGAAGGAAGAACAUGAAGCAUGUGUCAUUAUAUUAAACAUAAUUUAAUUUACUAUUAUUACUAUUUGAAAUAGAGAAAUAAAGAUUAGUUUUUUUUCUGAAAAAUACCAAUAAAAACGAUAAACAAAACAAAACUGA